Molecule: messenger RNA, 909 nt
Organism: Oppiella nova
Lineage: Eukaryota; Metazoa; Arthropoda; Arachnida; Sarcoptiformes; Oppiidae
Source: the annotation of a GenBank genome assembly
AUGAUCUCAAACGGCGUUUAUCUGAACGAUCGCCAGAAGCGGAUUGACUUUGUGUUAGUCUUCCGGACCAAAGACGUCAAGUUAUCGGAGGAUAUGUCGAAAUCGCGGCAGAUAUACGAGCAAAACCUCAUAGAGGAGGGGCUGAUACUGGAGUACACGGACAGCAUAGGGAGCGGGGAGUAUACGUAUGUGCAUAUCUUCGCGCCCUGGGAUCUGUUGACCAGAUAUGCUGAAGUCAUGAAACUCCGGAUGCCUAUGAAAACGAUUCAGUCAAAUAUGAAAGUUUUAUUUGAUGAGGAGUACAGCACUGAUAGUAUGGUGUUCACAGCACCAUACACUCGCGAUAAGGAAUACCUGUUUGACAUACCGGUGCCCGAUAAGGAACAGUUCUUCACGAGCAGCCAAAGGGCACAAAUUGUGGAGUUUAUUCUGAAGCGAAAGAGUUUUACCACAAAUCCGACCGAUAUAUUGCACAUAGGAAUCGAUAAAUUGAUUUCCGAUGAUAUCUAUUUAGCCGCCUAUCCAUUGCAUGAAGGGAAACUGGAUGAAGACUUAGACUCGGCGCGAAAUCAACUGAUCCAAGACUGGGCAUCGCUAUCAUCACUACUCAAGAGUCAACCACUGGAAAGGAUAGCCGAUUACUUCGGUGUGAAAGUAGCCAUGUAUUUCGCAUGGGUUGGCUUCUACACCAAGAUGUUGGUGCCCGCCUCAGUCAUUGGUCUCAUAUGCUUCAUAUACGGCGUGUCGACCCUCACCGCCGACGUACCAACCCGUCAGUUAUGCGAGAACGACGACACGUAUAUGUGCCCCAUAUGUAGCCAUAACUGCAACUACACGCUACUGUCCCAGUCGUGCUCCUACAUGAAGGGCUCUUACCUGUUGGACAAUUACGGAACUGUAGUGUUCGCC